AUGAAAUUGAAUUCAAGUUCAUUGAAAAGCUCUUCAAAAUUUUAUGUCUUUCAAGUUAAUGGGAAACUAUCCAAGAGGUUCAUGCUUAAAGCAGGAAUAUUCUUCUUAUUCUGGGCGAUAGUUUUCAUAAAGAACAUCUUUAGUGACUUUGCAGAAGACACGAAGAAACAAUUUUCAGCCAUUCUAGGAUUUUGUUUGAAUUGUCAAACCUUUCUGAAACUCAUGGCAUUAUGCAACAAACUUCAUUGCAUUUCAGCAAUGCGAGUUCAUAUUGUGGAAGAUAUCAAACAUUCGAAGCCAAGUGAAGUGGAAGUGGAACUCAAGUAUCGAAGAUUGAUAAGAAGAUUCAUUUUUUCAAUCGGUUUUGCUUAUCUCAUUACAACUGUCUUGAUGUCGUUUUGGAGUUUGAUCUGCAUCCAGAAGAUGGUGAUGCCAUUUCAAGUUCAAGUUCCUUUGACAAAGCCAGACUCGCAUCCUUUCCACGAAGUUAAUCUUGCAAUGAUAUUUUUAUUCCUCAUCGUAAUAAUUCCGUUGACUGUUGGACUCGAUUCAAUGUACGUUUUGGUGACAUUACAUUGUGUUUCAAAAUUGUCACUUUGUUGUCACCUUGCAUCGAAAAUCGAUAAGAAAACAGAUGAAAAAUUUAUUCUCGAACUGGUCAAGAAGCAUUUACGUGCUCAAGAAAUCAUUCAUGAAUCAGGAUGUGUAUUCAACAUUUUUGGAUUCAUUCAACUUGCUUCAGCAUUUGGAUUUAUCUUUGAAGAAUUUCAACAAUCAAUUUACUGCUCAAAUUGGUACGAAAUCAAAAACAUUUCGAUUAGGAAAAAUAUUUUGUUCAUGUUGAAGAUGACUCAACAAGGGAAAGGAUAUUUUGCUUUAGGAAUUAAAAGCAAGCCAUUAAACUUGAGGACAUAUGGCGAAGUCAUUAAGCAAUCUUAUGCUUUUAUGAACUUUUUAUUGAAAAUUAUGUAA
This is a messenger RNA of Clunio marinus, 972 nucleotides long. NCBI's taxonomy places the organism in Eukaryota, Metazoa, Arthropoda, Insecta, Diptera, Chironomidae. The record is from the annotation of a GenBank genome assembly.